CGUGCAGAAAAUGAUUUCACACCCCAACAAUACAUUGUCACAACUGGCCCUAGAAUCUGGCCUGACCUUAUCGGUUUAAGAACAUUUUGUUUUGCUCUGAGCUAAAUGUUAGACGUUUGUACUCUACCGCGCAUCUCAUUGUGCCGCGCUGCGUCGCAUAGUGAUGGGUGGACCGAAGGCAGCGCUCCCCGAGACUCAUCCCUAAAAAAAGCUCAAUGCCUCUUCCUCUGAGCCGCGGACAGCAGGCGAGACCCGUGGACCGCUUCGUUAACUGUCCAGACACGGAUUGAUUGAUCAAAUGUCUUGUUCACGACCGAAACUUCAACUAUGCAUUCAGUGGAAACGCAAAUGGCUCCCAGUUUGAGGAGUGCGCGGAGAGAUUUCACCAAACUGCAUGCCUGCGGCGCGGCGGCUGGAGACGGGCUCUCACCGGGAUGGAUAAGAGUGCGAGAAGCAGGGUGGUUUCGGAGAACCAGGAGAAGAGAUGGAGCAGAAGGGAUGUCUGCAAACGGUCUGUUAUAUAUAGGAAUGGUCUUACUUCUGCUGCAGUGUGCGCAGGCCACAGAGGAUGAGACGAACUACGACUCCUCUGGUUCUUCUGAUGUACCCAAUGACACAACAGCCUCCGCCCAUCCCAUUCACCCAUUGGCCGGCUUACUGUUGGUGGAUGAGGAGCCUUUAUCAGUCGUCCAACCAGAUGGCAGGGCUGUGUCAGAGGGGGUGGGCCUGAGAGAGCAGCCUGCCUUCUCCUCCAUACUGACCCUGCUGGCGGACAAACACCCACUGAGCUUGGUCCGAUCCAAGGCCUCGCCAACCAUCACCAAGGACAACAACCAAACCAGCCUGUGGCCUUUUGUUGCUCCCUUCUCUUCUUCUUCUUCUGUGGAGCCGAGCAGAGACCUGUCUGACAGCUCAGAGACAGCGAUGGAGGAGUUAACUGUGGGAACAUCCAGAGAGACAGGGGUUAAUUUCCACAAAGACAACGACACCAGAUUAUCCCAAACAGGGAACCUCACCUUAGCCGACAGGCCUGCACUCACAACAUCACAGGUGUCACCUUUGACCCCUCGAGAGGACACAACAACUGCAUCCCUACAGCUCACGACCGUGACCACCACAACCAUAGCUUCAACCACAACACAGCCAAUCACAGAGAGCCCAACCACAACAACAACACGCAGAACCACCACCACCACGGACGCUCCAGCCUCCAGGAGAACACUGUCACCUCCAAUCCCAAAGACCAAACCCAGAGGGACGACCACCCCGUUCCCCUUCACCACCACCACGGAGGCUCCACCCCGGCAGUGCAACGUCACAGAGAAGAUCUGGGUUAAAACAAUUCUGACCAUCCAUGUGAGAAGGAACCGCCUGGACAGCAUCCAGAGACAGAACCUGCGUAGAGGGCUGACCCAGGCUCUGAGUAGAGCUCUGAAUGACACCACUGCCCAGGCUCAGGUGGAGACUGUGUUUGGCUCUCCCAACGUGACGGUGGGCUACCACGUAAUUGGAGCAGACAUGGUGUACCCGCCCUCUGUGGUGGUCGAGGCACUUCAUUCAGACAUGUUAUUAAGGACGGCCGGGAUAGGCUGA
Oncorhynchus masou masou (cherry salmon) is the source of this 1593-nucleotide messenger RNA. Its product is annotated as mucin-5AC-like. The record is from RefSeq and is a predicted model, not a curated record. NCBI's taxonomy places the organism in Eukaryota, Metazoa, Chordata, Actinopteri, Salmoniformes, Salmonidae. The transcript has 5 exons. The coding region runs from base 328 to 1593 and encodes 421 amino acids.